UGCUUUGGUCGGUCGGUGUCGAAUCGUAUAACUUUUGUUUUUGUAUUUCAAUACCCAUUUACAUACCUGUCUAAAAUUUAGUUUACAUAAACAGUGCACUGUUAUUACAAUGCCUAAAGCUAAAACUGAUGCUGUCCACCGAUUUUAUCAUUAUGAUCCAAUCGAAAAUAAGAGCAAAUGUUUGAUUUGUGGCAACAAAAUAAAGGGUAAACAUACAUCAAAUUUAAAAAAUCAUGUAUCGAUAAAACAUACCAAAGAAUAUAAGAUUACCGUAGAUUUGAACAAAAAUGCUGUUGUAAGUCAAGGAAAAAUGACGUUAGAAAAAUAUGAGAGAUUAAAAAUGCAAUGCUUGAAAUUAGUGACAGUCCAUGGGCAACCAUUUUCGAUACUAGAAGAUAAAGCGUUUCUGAAUAUUAUGCAUAUGGCUGUUCCGGCAUCUGUUAACAAAGUUAAUAUUGAACUGAUUAAAGAUAUGAUAUGUGACAAAGCAUCUGAUAUAAAAUCAAAAAUUUCAAAUGAGACGAAAAACAGAAUGAUAUGUUUAAAACUUGAUUUCUUAACUUAUCUUGACAGAAAUUUCAUUGGCGUCAAUAUUCAGUACGUGAUUGAGGGAACAGUGAUAGAAAGAAAUUUAGCAGUGAUUAUAGUAGCGAAUAAACAAACAUGUGAUUUUCUAAGAGAGAAACUCCUUGCAACUCUCAAUUAUUUUACGAUCGACAUAUCACAAAUAUAUUCUAUUACAACUGAUAAUGGAAAUAACUAUAAGAAAACGUUUAAGCUCUUAAAUUCCAAGUUUUAUAAUACGUUGCUUGAAGAAAAAACAGAUUAUUUAAGAGAAUAUAUAAAUGAAAAUGAAAGCGACUCUGACGAAGAGGAUGAAAGUCAACAAAUAAGUGAAAAUGAUAUUGUUAGAAAUGUUAAUAUGUUUGUAGACCACAUACAUUCUCCAUUCAAACCUCGUCUCAUGACUUGCGCAGCACAUAUGCUACAUUUUUCAGUAACGGAUGCCUUAAACAAAAAUAUUAAAACACAAAUAGUAAUAGAGUUAGCGAGAAAGGUGGUACAUAUUCUUCGUCAACCAACUUUCAAAAACAUUUUCCUAGAAUCUAAUUUGAGGAAACCUGUCGUCGACUGUGCUGCACGUUGGACAUCGACUUACAAUAUGUUAGUUAGCUUAUUUUCAUUAAGAACGCUAUGUAGAAAUAAUACAGAUAUAUCUGCUGUGUUAUCAACAGAUUUUUGGCAACAGAUUUCAUUAAUUAUCGACAGUUUAAAACCUGUAAAUGAUGCAAUCAUGAAUUUGCAAAAAAAGCAACUUACUAUUGGAGAUUUUUUUAUAGUAUGGUUAACAUGUAAAUCGAGGGUUGAAGUUAUUCCGGCGUCAUUAGCUAAAGACUUACUUGAUGCUAUGAAUGCAAGAGAAAAUAUUCUGAGGAAAUCUGAUUUAGUAUUAGAGAAUUUAUAUCUGGAUGGACGAUUGAAUGUAAUCUUAUCAGAUGAAGAAUGUAUAAAAGCGCAAUCACUCCUAUUAGAAACUUAUAACCACCUUCAAAAUAUAUUACAAACCGAAGCUGCAGACAUCGUAUUUGCCGACAUUCAAAUAAAAGAGGAAAAUUACAACAAUUGUCAAGCUUCUACAAGGACUGAAAAUGAAAAUCCAAUAAUUGCCACUUCCGAUAUAGAGCGUAUAUUAAUUAAUACAGAAAAAGAACGUAAUAGCGCUAGGGCUGCUUCUUCACUUGAGGUCAUGCUAAAAGAUUUAAGGUAUGCGCCUAGACUUCCACUUAACGAAAAUAUCCUCCUUUACUGGAGAAAUAAAAAAACUACGCAAUUAACAAUAAGUGGAGUUGCUAAUACAGUUCUAGCAACACCAGCAACGCAAGUAUCUGUGGAACAACUACUGUCUUCAUUAAAGUUUAUCCUCUCUCCUUUAAGAAGUAAGAUAGAAGGAAAUUUAUUACAAAAUAUAUUGCUAUUAAAAUUAAAUCCAGACUUAGUUGAAUAAAAACCCGAAGCUACCACCAAGACUUUGUUGCUAUUAUGCGCCAUUGUAGCCCUGCAACUCUGCAGGUGUU
Molecule: messenger RNA, 2075 nt
Organism: Achroia grisella
Lineage: Eukaryota; Metazoa; Arthropoda; Insecta; Lepidoptera; Pyralidae
Exons: 2
Coding region: 110-2005 (631 amino acids)
Molecular function (GO): DNA binding; protein dimerization activity
Source: RefSeq, a predicted model, not a curated record